AUGGGAUGUGAACAGGAUAGGUGCAAAAAUCGCAAUCAGCAUGAUUGUGUCAAACGACCACCAAGCUUCUAUCAACGAAAUAAAAUGUCUAUACGAAUGGCCGCUUUAGGUGCAGCAACGCUUGCUGGUGGCUUCUUGUUUUAUAAACAUUACUUACACGGCAUGGUACAUGGGAACGAAGACUGCUGUGAAUGUGAAUGUGGAAGUAAAAAAACGGCGUAGUGUAUGUCCAACUGUCCAUCAUGCAUUUGUAGAUCUAUAUUCCCUAGACUAACGAUAUCAUUUCAAAUCGACCGCCAAUUCACAGAGUGCAGUCCUGUCUUGCGUAAGGGCGAUCCAAAUGUCUGAUCUUUUCUCUCUUUCUAGCUCAUAUGUGUAAGUUCUGAUUUUAUCUUGCAUUCCAUUCUAGUCUAGAGCAUACUUCAUUCUUCUAGAUUAGCUUUUAGCAUUUGCUGUCCCUGUGUGUACAUUACGUAUCAGUUUCGUUUUUCGUCCUAAAAUCUUUUUAAACAAGAAAAAUGGCUGGAGGAGAACCUAGCAGCUCUGAAGCAUCAAAACUGACCGGCCUCAGCAAAAUUUUCAACAGCACAACCACCCAAGGAAGGGCAAAUGUAGCCAUGGCCACUUAUGCAGGUGUGGGACUGAUCAUCGCUUUCUUCAUGCUGAAACCAAAGUCAAAAAAAGCCACCUAAAUUGCAUAUUAGUUAAUAAGUAAUUAUUUAAUUUAAUAAGUUAUAGUAAACAUUAAUAAAAUUAAGUUUUGAAAAUUA
Molecule: messenger RNA, 770 nt
Organism: Acanthoscelides obtectus
Lineage: Eukaryota; Metazoa; Arthropoda; Insecta; Coleoptera; Chrysomelidae
Source: the annotation of a GenBank genome assembly